Clarias gariepinus (North African catfish) is the source of this 1574-nucleotide messenger RNA. RefSeq lists its product as uncharacterized. NCBI's taxonomy places the organism in Eukaryota, Metazoa, Chordata, Actinopteri, Siluriformes, Clariidae. The transcript has 7 exons. The record is from RefSeq and is a predicted model, not a curated record. The coding region runs from base 120 to 1055 and encodes 311 amino acids.
CUCUAUCUCUCUCUCUCUCUCUCACACACACACACACACACACGCAUAAUCUAUGUCUAUUAACCAGAAGAUCCCCGAGUUGUGACAUAAGCCAUUAAACCAGUGCUAAAAGUGUAAUAAUGGGGUUAAAGUGUUUCACCCUUCUGUUUCUUUUUGUCAGCAGUAACAAUGGACACACUGAAUUCAUUUAUACUAAAGAUGAAGUUAAAUUGCAGUGCAGCACCAACAAAUGGCAAAUCAGCACAGAGUCUGACAACAUCAUUGAUGUGAACUGCAAAGUGGUGUGUGUUAAUGGUGAAACACUCAAACUUAAUAAUACCCAGAAUUCCUGCACAAAUAAAAAAUCAUACAAUGUUAGUAAAAACUGUCUGCUAAUAGCAAGAAGUGGAUUUUUUCGAUGUGUUACUGCUCUGGAUUCUGGUUUCUUGUUUCCAUUCAAACCGUCACCCAACACUGUCACGUCUUACAUAGUCGCCACUACAAAUGAAGAAAUGACAACCAAGUCUGAGGAAAGAUCUUCAGUCGAACUAACUGAAGGUGAAGAUGUACUUUUAAACUGCAGUUUUAACUUAAAAGGAAAAUACGACAACCAGGGAUUUAUACUGUACUGGAUCAAGACUAUUGGAAAGAGCAGUAGUUGUGUGUAUUCUUAUGAUUAUGGCUGGUACAGAAUAACGUACGAUCAUCACUGCACUGUGCAAGAAGAACUGCGUUACAGAAUCUCAAACCAACCUGAAGGCAAAAACACCCAUAACAUCAGGAUCAGUAACGUAACAGAGUCAGAUGCUGGACAAUAUCUUUGUGCUUUACAAAUACAAGGAAAGUGGAAGAUCAUAAAGAAUAUUACAUUCAGUGAUUCUAAGACUAAAUAUGAAAAAGCUAGAGACAGCACUGAUGAGUCUCUCGUCCGCUUAUGUGUUAUACUGCCAAUAUUACUGGGUGUUCCCACAGCUGUUAUUGUGAUAUAUUUAAGAAAAAAGAAUAAAACUUCAUCAAGAUCUCAGAAUAUGGAACUUCAAAUAACCCAACAUGGGAAUGAAACUCAAGGUCUUUGAGGCCUGAGAGCAACACAGCAUGAAGGAGGUUAAAUGUGUUAAUGUGCAUGUUUAAAUGUGUUUGCAGUAUGGGCUCUUAUUUUGUUUUACCUUACUGUAUUCACUUCUACAUUAGAAACAUUGUUACUGUUAUUGGUUCUUUACAUACUGUAUAACCUGAUCACAGGGAAAUCUGAAAGCAGCUGUUGAAGUAAUUAACUGUCAUUUAUUGUCAUUCAAUUCUCUAAAAUUUCCAAUGCUGCAUAUAAUAACAUGGGGUGUAUUUGGUCUGUUCAAAUACUGUACAGCUUAUCUAGAUAAGACAGAUUGCUAUAUAAAAAGCAAUUUCAAGGGAUGAGUACUUUAUGUUUGUUUCUUAUUGUGUAACUGCAACUUGCCCCUGCAACGAUAAUCAGGUGUCCGCAAACUUUUGUUCAUAUAAUGUCUUUAUCUACAUUAAUGUCCAAUGUUCUUUAGUGUAACACAUUGAUGAUUGUUACUAUCAACGAACUUUAAUCUUUUGUGAUAAAGUUUACAUUU